AACAUCUAAAAUAUUGAAAAUAGAAAAGAUUACACAUUUCUAACUUAAAAUAAAAGCGAGCACAAAACACAACACCUACCAUAUUAACGCCGAUAUUCACACGACAGGGGAAAAGGGGAACACAAUCAAAACUUCAACAACACAGGAAUACCAGAACUACAUAGAUGAUGGCACGCCCCCUUCUCCCGGAAAAGUGUUUUGUAAUCAAUGCUGAUGCCAAAGUAAGUCCCACUUUCUCACUCUAUUAUGUAUAAAGUUUAGAGGGUUUUGCCACACGGAUAUUCCAUCAUCAUACGUAUACAAAAUUUAAAUAAAAGUUUUUUUUUUCAAGUUUGGGCGAAUUCUGAGAAUCCGCUGAACUGUUAUUUUAUAUUCUCUUCUUUUUGGCGUUGGCACCGCUUCCGCGAUUGUAGUCAGUUUACACAGCCGUAUAAGUUUCGAGGGAUAAAAAUCUAGACAUAGCUGCGAAGAGGCAGCUCCUAUUCAUGCUUUCAUCUGUCCAUAUUUCAUUCAGCAGGCUGGAGAAGUAUUCCCUCCAUAAAUUCAGUAUACUCUGGGCAUCCGUUACUAGAUCACUUCUCUUUGGGUUCUACAGAAGUAUGCUCCGGUCCGGAAUUUUUGAGCUUUUCAUACUCAGGCAUCUCGGCUGCGUUCUUUUUUAUCUGUAUAUUCGUAUUGCCUUCCUCUUCAGCUCUCGGUAUCGAGGUAGGCAGCCUGCCUCUCCACAGCGACACGCCAGACCAGCCAGUUGUUUUUGCAACUUUUCGAUAUCCAAAAACUUCGUUUGCAGCGACACGUAAGAAGCUCGAGAUGCCGCUCCACAGCUCCCGAGUCGAUGUAAGGACCUCGUAUCGUACUCACAUCUAAAACACUGGGUACAUGUCUUCCGUCUAUCACAACGCGAUAUAUGGUUAUGGGGUUUUCGAACUUUCUUUUCUUGUGCUUGGAAUCUAAUGCUGUAGACAGACAACCAUGUUUCGGGGUCUGGCGAAGUCGAUCAACCUCAACCAAUUUGGGGAUGUUUCUUCGUAGAGGCUAAAUUUUCUGACAGUUGUGCCGAGGACAUCUUCUUUGACCAGCAUAGCGUUGGGGCCGCCAAGCGCAAUUUUGACAUCUUAGAAAGGGGAUUCGCUCAUAAAAGGCUCUCGUAAAAGGCAUCCUUGGUUACAUCGUCCUUUUCUUUCGUCGGGGCGUGGGCACAAGUCAACGAUAUGUUAAAAAUUGUUGCUUUGAUGCAGACUUUGCGGAGACGUUCAGCCUCCGGAGUGAAGGCCCGGGCCACAGUGACGGAGUCGCUCUCCCAUCACGAAUCUGACACAAAACGGGCCAAACGGAUAGUUGUUAGCUACCUUGGGGAUACUUGGUCUAAGUCCAGAAGUCGUGAGCUGUUUGAACCAUAUGGCCACUCCAAGUACCAAAACCGGACCUGUAUCCUCCCAUGUAUAUAUGCAUUCCCCUCAUAUGCACCACAUGCAUUGGUCUGAAAAUCCACCCAACGUGACCAGAACCAGCGCAUUUUACACUGUCCAAAGAUACGUUGUACAACAUUCAACCUGCCCACACAGAGAACAGAGAAAGGAUUCAGAAGAUCCAGAUAACAAUAAACAAUUACCUCUAUACCCUAGAGACAAACGGAGUAUCUACAGAUAGCUUGCGCCCAAUGCUUCUCUAUCUGUGCUCUUAAGAACUGACGGAUGAAACACUAGCUCUUUGUGAACAUUCUCUCGACACAAAGAUGAAGGUAGCGCAACGGAGCGACUUAGCUCAUAUAGACCUAAUAAGACCACAGAACUUCGACAAGUGUCGGCUGUGCUGCCGCACACACUCAUUACCUCGCUGUCAUGCGUUCCUAGCAAUGACUCCAGAUGAGCGAUAUGUGUCUGCGAAGGUACAUAAAUAUUGUAUUAAAUGCUUGGCGAACUCGUAUGCGACAGGAAGUUCGAAGAGAGCUCCCAAACAAACGCGCGAUAAAUAUAUUGCUAGUGGACAAAGCAAGAAGCACCAAAAAGAGCAGGUCACCGUAACGUUGACGCUGACAAAAUUCCGAAGUCGAAUCAGCGGCCUGGUCAGCGAAGCUAAGAAGGCAUUACAACAAUCAGAGGAAUUGGUGCAUGUUACGACCCUGCAGGCCCCUCAGCAUGUAGAAGACAUGGAAGACAACCCUGAUUGAAUUUAAGCCAAAAUAUAUUACAUAAUAAUAAUAUCCCAACAACAUACAUUCUAUUCAUACAGUUGUUGACAACCAAUUAGAAAUACUCUCUCCUUGUAAGUGCUUGUUGAGUAUAAUAGUAAAAUUUACGAAUUUACCGUUAUAUUCCCUUAAAAACUUGCAUUGUUUUUGUUACUCCAUUUUCUACUCAAUGCCUCCUGAUUUAUAGUCGUGCAUUUAAUUUACUAUUGGGUUGCCCAAAAAGUAAUUUCGGAUUUUUCAUAUA
Molecule: messenger RNA, 2435 nt
Organism: Ceratitis capitata (Mediterranean fruit fly)
Lineage: Eukaryota; Metazoa; Arthropoda; Insecta; Diptera; Tephritidae
Exons: 3
Coding region: 1736-2170 (144 amino acids)
Source: RefSeq, a predicted model, not a curated record